AUAUCUAACUCAAUUGGAUAUGGAAAAGAGAUGUACAUCGACUCCACCAACACAAAAAUCAAACGAAAUGAAAAGAGUUGGCAUUUUAUAUUUUCAUCAUUGUGAAAUAAAUUUUUCCGUCGUUAUGUUUUUGUGAUCUAGGAACAGAGAAAUAUCUUGUGUGAUCCCUUGUUUACUUGUUGUGGAAAUGUCUUUUGUUAAAUGUUGUGUUGAACGUCAUGAAAUCAGUGAUAUUAUGGAAACAUUUUUACAAAAGUGCGCAGAAUCUGGAUGCUGUUGUGGGUGCUGUAGUGCUUUUAGGCCAAGGUAUAAAAGGCUCGUGGAUAAUAUUUUUCCUGUUUACCCCCAAGAUGGAUUGGUCAAAUCUAAUAUGGAAAAACUCACAUUUUAUUCCUUGAGUUCUCCAGAAAAAUUAGAUAGAAUAGGAGAAUAUUUGUAUCAGAGAGCUGCAAGGGAUAUAUACAGAAAAAAAUAUGGUUUUGUGGUUAUUGCGAUGGAGGCGAUGGAUCAACUUCUUCUGGCUUGUCAUGCUCCAACUCUAAAUUUAUUUGUAGAAAGUUUUUUGAAAAUGGUUCAAAAAUUACUGGAAUCGACAGAGCCGGAAUUACAGAUUCUAGCUACACAAUCGUUUGUAAAAUUUGCAAAUAUUGAAGAAGACACCCCUUCAUAUCACAGACGGUAUGACUUUUUUGUUAGUAAAUUUUCUGCUAUGUGUCACAGUGGGGAAAAAGAAGAAGUAAGAGAUAAAAUUCGAACUGCUGGUAUUAAAGGUUUGCAAGCUGUUGUUAGAAAGACAGUUUCUGAUGAUCUUGUUGAAAAUAUUUGGGAACCAGUUCAUAUGGAUAAGAUUGUACCUAGUCUUCUAUUCAACAUGCAGGAGUCUGCUUUUCACAAGAAAAAUAGUGAUACUGUUGACAUCGGUCCAGAAGACACUUUGGAUCCUCCCAUGUUAGCAGAAACUUGUAUGCGAGAAUUAGUAGGAAGAGCUUCAUUUGGUCAUAUUAGAGCUGUUCUGAAACCAGUUUUUAGGCAUUUCGAUCUACAUAAAUUGUGGGUACCAAAUCAGUUUGCAAUUCAUACUUUCAGGAUAAUAAUGUUUUCUAUACAGGCGCAAUACUCGUAUACAGUAGUUGAGACACUCAUGGCACAUCUUGACGACAAUACAAAAUCAAGUCCCACCGUUAGAACUAGUAUUGCCGGCGUGUUGUCCAAAAUAAUAGCUAUUGCUGCUGGCGAAAGUGUGGGGCCGUCGGUUUUGGAAAUAAUCAACUCAUUACUUAGCCACCUUAGGGAUUCGGUCAAAAAUGAAGCCAGUCAAACUGAAGAAAAACAGUAUCAGGAAGCACUUAUAAACGCUUUAGGAGAAUUUGCUAAUCAUCUUCCUGAUUAUCAAAAAAUCGAAAUAAUGAUGUUUAUUAUGAGCAAAAUCCCUUUUCCUUUGGUAGAAAAUCAAACUCCUGCUGACAAUCUACUGCAGAAUAUUCUAUUGAAAAGUUUAUUGAAGGUCGGCACCAAAUAUCAAACAAUACAUCUAAAUACUACAUUUCCGAUAUCAUUCCUGGAGCCUUUGUUAAGGAUGUCUUUGGCUCCCGAUCCAGAUAUGCGAUUACUCGUACAAAAAAUCUUACAUACUCUUAUUGAUAGACAUCAAAAUUUAGAUAAGCUUGCUAAACCAAGCGUUACUAUCUCUGAAUUGAAUUUGGUGUUGGAAAAAUCAUCUAGGCCAGAUCUGAUAUUUAUUAACAAACAUGGGCCAAUUAUUUAUGAUGCUCUCUACACAAGUCUUCAAAUGGAUACUAAUACUCCAGAAAAUAUAGAAGCAGUAUACACUACACUGGCAUUACUCUGUGUGGAAUUAGCUAGUGCCGAAACUGUUAUAGAUUUGUUGCAGUUAACUUUAGGAAUCCAAAGUCUGGCACUCAACAGUACAUCAUUAUCACUCGCUCAAAAAUGUAAUCUUCAUGCUAUUGUGAUUUGUCUGUUAAUGCUCAUACCAACUGUAAUUAAAAUAAUACCACUUGCUGACUAUGCUAGACAAAUUGUAGAACAAAGGAGACAAGAAGCACCACAUUUACUUCCAGAUUUAUAUUCACAUUACCCAUCAAAUAUUGAGAUACCAAACAAAAUUCCCCAUUUGUUGGUUGAUCAGAUGGCAGUAUGCGAAUAUGUAAAAACAAGUGGAAUAGAUCCUUCUCGCCUUCAGCAGACAUCGCCGUAUGGAGCAGGUGGUCCAGGUCUUAUAGUUGGUUCUCAACGAAAUAGUUGGAUCGAAAAUGGUGCACGAGGUAGCAUAGUUGAAAUGGCUGUGAAUGAGGUAGACAGCGCCGCAAGUUCACCUGGUGUUCAGAAGAAACACACUGAAGAAGAUCUUAACUUUGAAAGCAUGAAGAGAGUUUUACAAGAACCACCUGAAAUUCGAAAAGAGGCAGAGGCCGAGAGAAGAAAAGCGUUAAGUCACACAUUCAGAACAGCAACAUUUUCAGAAUUAGUUAGGAGAACACAACCAAAGCAUGAUGUUUUACAGAGUAAAUUGAGCGAAAUAUUCAAGUCACUUACUACAAACGAAAAUCGAAGUCCUACAGAUGAAAAGAAGAAAGAUAUUCCACACUAUGAACAGAAUUUUCCAGAAUUAUUCUACUACUGAAAAUAUUGAUUAGUGUCUAAAUAAAGUAUAUUUCUUGACGACAGUAUUUCUUAGGUGCAAGGUAUAUUUACAAAGUAUAUUUCUGUAUUUUGUGUUAUCUGUAGACUAUUUUAAGAUAUUACAUUUGAUUUGAGAACAAAGAGUAUUAUUUACGAUAUUUAUCCUGAUAACUAUUAAAGUGUAUUAUAUUCGCCAA
This is a messenger RNA of Diorhabda sublineata, 2840 nucleotides long. RefSeq names its product protein EFR3 homolog cmp44E (gene stmA). The record is from RefSeq and is a predicted model, not a curated record. The transcript is spliced from 14 exons. Lineage: Eukaryota; Metazoa; Arthropoda; Insecta; Coleoptera; Chrysomelidae. The coding region runs from base 188 to 2644 and encodes 818 amino acids. Gene Ontology annotation, biological process: protein localization to plasma membrane. Gene Ontology annotation, cellular component: plasma membrane.